GCAUGCUUCUGACCAUCCAAAGAACUGUCCAAAAAUGCCGCUGAAUAUUCUGGAAAUUGUCUUAGUACUUGGAUUGGCCUUGAAUUUCUCUACAUUCUAAUCCAGUUGACAUUUCCAAUGCUUCUAUUUUGUCUUAACUGAAUUUGACAUGGACUGAUUUUUAUAGAAGUGGUUUCCCUCACUUUCUCCAAAAUCUUGCUUAAUGUAAGUUCUUGGUUCAUCUUCUGUGAGAGACUCUUUUAAGUUUCGAUCCAGGUUAUAAUCCUCUUUUAUCAUCCUUUGUUUUCUCCCAUUUCUUUUAGGAAAUUCUUUUUAUAAAGUCUGGGAUAAGGAGGAGAGCCUGACCACAGUGCAUGUCUGAGACAAUGAGCCGUCCCUACCUUCAGAUACUCUUUUUCCAAGAAUUGCUGCUGCUACUGUUACUUGAAUCUUGUUAUAUUGCAGACUGUUACGACCCUUUGGAUCCGAAUGGGAAUAUAACAAUUACGUAUGAUAUCAUUUCAUGGACCACUGAAACCGAUGGUUAUUGGGCAAAGGUGACCAUCGAGAACUAUUACCAGUACCGCCACGUGGAGAAACCUGGAUGGAAAUUAGGGUUUGAUUGGGCUGAGAACGAGGUAAUAUGGUCAAUGACCGGUGCCCUAGCUACACAGUCGGGCAAUUGCUCAGCCUUCAAGUAUAGGGUCCCCCAUUGUUGCCAAAGAAGCCCUGAGAUCAUAGACCUCAUGCCUGAUGCAGCUCGCAUUAACAGAUCAGAAAAUUGUUGCAGAAAUGGAGUUUUGGCUGCUCGUGACAUCGACCCCAAAAAUGCAAUUUCCAUCUUUUAUAUGACCGUGGGGAACUUGCCUAGCCUUUGGACAGGGAAGACACCAAAGAAUGUGACGUUCAUGGCUCCUGGACCAGGCUACACAUGUAGUCCUUUUGCUGAUUAUUCACCCACUAUUUUCCCUUCUGUUGGCGGUCGGAGAGAAACUCAAGCAAUUAGGACAUGGAAAUCAACUUGUACCUAUUCUCAGUUUAUUGCAAACAAGGCACCCACUUGUUGUGUCUCGUUAUCAUCUUUCUAUGAUUCCAAUGUCACGCCAUGCCCCCGUUGUAGCUGUGGUUGCCAAGCCCAGGAAAGAACCUCUCUCUCGUGUAUCGGAGACACCAAAUUUCGUGGUUCUUCACUUCCUGUGGGUGAAGUGGAAGAAGGCCUUGUGAGGUGCACCAGUCACAUGUGCCCUGUUCGAGUCCACUGGCACGUGAAGAACAAUUACAUGUACCAUUGGAGGGUGAAAUUAACAGUGACUAAUUACAACUAUGCGGCUAAUUAUUCUAAAUGGAACAUCAUGGUUCAGCAUCCAGGGUUCAGUCAGGCGACCACUGCUUUCAGCUUCAACUCUACCACCCUUGAUACAACCACGAGUCCAAAUGAGGCAGCCCUAUUUUGGGGGCUCGAAUAUGUCAAUGGCGAACUUUUACAGGCUGAUAACACGGGGUUUGGAUCAGUGACAUCUGAGAUUCUCUUGCACAAGGAUAGGAAGUCUUUCAGUCUCAGGAAUGGGUGGGCCUUCCCUCGAAGGGUGUAUUUCAAUGGUGAGGAUUGUAUAAUGCCACUUCCUGAUGUUUAUCCAAUGCUACCAAAUGGUAGCUGUGGCCCUCUAACUAGCCUCCAGAACCACCUAGUUUUGUUGUUCAUGCUGCUUGUACUGCUCCAUAAUUUUCAUCUUGAGCAGUAAAAUAACCUCUUUUUUUUUUUUGGAUGGGGGACUGGAAGCAAAUGGAAACUUUGUAAUCUUGAUGUUUUGGGCCAGCAAUGAAUUUAUGUUAUUUCUUAAA
This is a messenger RNA of Amborella trichopoda, 1821 nucleotides long. The record is from RefSeq and is a predicted model, not a curated record. Lineage: Eukaryota; Viridiplantae; Streptophyta; Magnoliopsida; Amborellales; Amborellaceae.